This is a messenger RNA of Lobosporangium transversale, 2337 nucleotides long. RefSeq lists its product as hypothetical. The transcript is spliced from 2 exons. NCBI's taxonomy places the organism in Eukaryota, Fungi, Mortierellomycota, Mortierellomycetes, Mortierellales, Mortierellaceae. The record is from RefSeq and is a predicted model, not a curated record. The coding region runs from base 1 to 2337 and encodes 778 amino acids.
AUGACAUAUGAUCCGUCACACUACAAAAAUAAUGUGGAGAAACUCUUUAAUAUCGCUGAGAAGCCCUUGCCAUUCGACCAAUUGAUCUACCGAAUUGAUGAAAACGAACCAAAACCCAAGGGCAAGCAUCUUCCCACUGAGGUUGCACUUGCCUCUUUCCUUGCAAAACCGAAGCCUACUCCCAUCACUACCAAUAGUAAUAUGGAUAUGGCAGAAAAGAAGAAAUCGGCCGUGCAAGGCAGAGAUAUAAAGACUCUCUCAACAGACAAAACCUCGGGAUUACAACAGUCACUUGACAAUGUCAACAUAGCAAAUGACCGUGCAAUGAUGGCUUCUGUGCUUGCAGGGCUGAACAUGAGCCCGAAAGCAUUAUCAUUAGAUGACUCUGACCUUGAUGACAAUGAAGACGGAGGACCAUAUAUGGAGAGUAUUGAUUCAUCCCUAUUACAGGAGACCAAUAUAGAUGACCUCUUCGGUGAUGUUGUAUUAGACAGUCCUUUAACGUCAAAACUAUCUAGAGCGCAGCGAGACUCAAAGCCAGAAGAUCUAUUUGGAGAGGAUGAAGAUGAAGAAGAAACAAGGACCAAUCAAUCACCAUCGGACAUUUUGGAGGACAAUAGUAAAGACGAGCACGAUGAGGAUCAAGAUGAAGAAAUGGAAAGCGGAGAAGAGGAAGAGGAUGGAGUUUUAGAUGAAGACACGAUUAAAACGAUUGCUCAACUCCAAUCCUCAUCUUCAACCGGCAUCGGAGGUCUCUUUGACUCUGACGACGACAAUGAACACGAUCGACUUAGUAAGGGCAGUCCAGCGAUCGCCACUAAAUUAGCUGAAGAAUCAAAUAACGCUCGUCUGAAGGCUUUAGAGGCUCGAGAGGCUGAAUUAGAGGCAGUACGAGAGAGACGGCAGCAAUUAAUUACAUCCACACUAUCCAACAUCGACUCUAGAGAAAAGAAAGUGGGCCAUGUCGUGUUUUCGGACUCUGGUGACGAUAGCUAUGAAAGCGAAGAUUACGAAAAGAUGGAAGCAGACCAUGCAAAAAAGAUGUCCAACAUGGGCAAACCCCUCAAAAGUAUAUUUAACUCGGACUCGGGUUCUGAGGAUGAGGAUAGGGGUCAAAUUCUCACUGACAAAAAGAAGGCGUUGAAGAGUACUACCAAGGAAAUGUUUGCUUCUGAUGACGAGGACGACGAUUCUGGAUCAAACAACCUUAGAGAACCAUCCCUCAAUAUCAAGGAACAAUUUGAAGGCCCCAGUGGCAGAGCCUUAUUCGAAAUGCAAACUAGAAUUGGAACGUCUGACUCGCGUUUCCAGCUCACUAAGGACUUCUUAGAUGAUCACAUUCGUGGCGAAGAUGAUGUCGAUUUUAUCGCUCAUCAGGAUCGCCUCAAUACUGGCGGAAUUGGCGCGGAUAUUGAAGGCAUUAUUUUGGACGAGGAUCGCCAGCAUGAAUCAAAUGUGUCUGCAGAAAAGAUACAAGCUAUGAAUGUACUCCGCGCCAUGUUCGGCGACGCUGCUGUACGGAACAAAAAGAAAGAGGAAGACUUUGCAAGACAGGCUAAAGGUGGUCUUGGGUAUACUACAGGCUUAACAGUUCGAUACGACCCGGAUGCCGAUCCUUCACCACCUCUUUCAACAUUACCCUCGCCACCAAAGACAUCAACAGACUCUGUGCAUGACUUCUCAAGGAGCGUAUUUGAUUCUGAGUCAGAAGAGGAGCAAGGAGAGCCUCAAAAUUAUAUACUGGAUACUAAUGACUCACAUCAUGGACAGAAACAGAAGGAAAUUGAAAGUGGUAAUAGCAUGAAUAGCGGCACUGUGGAGGUGCAGGAUGCUAAGCAGCCCAAGAAAGCUGUCGGGUUCUCAUUUGCGUUUGAUAAUGACACUUUGAACCAUGACAAUGAGGUUGAUAACAGAUCAGAAACCUCUGCCUCUCCACCACCUACUAAUAAUAAGAAGGAUAGUGAGAUCAAAACUCAAUUCCAGGUUGCCACUGAUCUCAGGUCACUCUUCACCCCGACAUCAGGGACUUUUACUUUGUUUGGCAAUGACCAUGAGGAGGAUGAGGAGAGCCAUGCCCAAGUUGAAAAUGUCGAAGACGAUCGCAUGGAUGGCUCCUUAGAAGAGGAUAGAUCCCGAGAUCAGGACGAGAUAUUGACAGCCUACACAGAUGGCUCAAGAACAAUCUUUGCCUCAGGUGCUGAUGCCCUCAACAGCAGCGGCAGAACACCCCUCUCACAUGCAGGAUCCCUAUUUUUUUUUCAUUUUAAGGAUCCGGAACUGCUAAAAAGAUCCAACUUCAAGACGAACAAAGUCUUUAUGAGAACUAGUUCAUUGUAA